AUGGGGUGUACACCAAGAUGUACUAUUACAGAUCAAGAUCCAGCACUAAAGGUCACAAUACCCAACAUUACGCCAGAAACGAGACACCGGUUCUGUAUGUGGAACAUCAUGUCAAAAGUCGGGGACAAGGCAGGACCUGCAUUGGCAAAGAACGUCGAGUUUAAAAAGGCCCUAAACAAUGCAGUAUGGGAUGAAACCUUAAGUGCCACCGAAUUUGAAUUGAAAUGGGCAAAGGUAAUGCAAGAUUACAACCUUGUUGAGCACAGGUGGUUUAACCAAUUGUACGAGGCACGUGCAUCGUGGAUACCUGCAUAUUUCCAAGAUAUACUCAUGGGAGGACUACUAAAAACAACAUCACGUUCAGAAUCGAAGAACAGUUAUUUCAGCAAAUUCAGAAAUCACCACUGCAGCCUAGUCGAGUUUAUAAUGCAAUACAACCGCGCCAUAGAAGAACAGAGGCAUAACCAUGCAAAGUUGAAUACAGAUUGUGAAGGUUCAACCCCUGAACCGAAAACCCCGUUGGGCACGGAACGCCAAGCAGCGGCACUGUACACCAUUAACAUAUUCUACGAGUUCCAAAAAGAAAUAUGGGCCGGAAGUUUCACAUGCAAAAUCACCAACAAGACACUUGAGGACGGAAACCGGAGGUACGUUGUACACGAAACAGGUGCGAAACUGUACGAUGUAACACACCAAGAAUCUACCCACAAAACAGAAUGCAGUUGCAACAAAUUGAACAGAGUAGGAAUCUUAUGCAAGCAUGUGCUAGCAAUUUUCAAGGACGAAGGCAUCGAAGAAAUACCAGGACACUAUAUUGUUCCCCGAAGGACAAGAGACGCAUGUGCACGGCCAAUGUAUGAUAUUGUGUUGAAAGGCAGCCCUAAUACGCAAGGGGGGAACGAACUCAAAUCAAAUGCGAACCAACUCUGGAAUGAAUUCUACAACUUCUUAGGAUUGGCUAAUGGAAGUGAAAAUGAUAUGGCUCUAAUGUUGACAACAAUGCAGCAACUAAACGGGAAGUUAAAGAGUGCUAAGCAACAAGCCAACCAAAGCACCAGCCACCAAUCAGUGAUUGAAUCAAUAGUCAACGCUACUGCACCUACCGAGAUCCAAAUCAAGCCACCCAAUGUUGCCAAAAACAGGGGCAGCGGGAAACGAUUAAAGAGCAAUAAAGAGAAAGAAAUGGAAAGAACGAAGAAAAAGGUGAGGACAUGUGCUACUUGCGACCAACCGGGCCACGACAACCGGAAUUGUCCAGAAAGAAAAGACAUAUCAGACGAGUAG
Messenger RNA from Ipomoea nil (Japanese morning glory), 1284 nucleotides. Its product is annotated as protein FAR1-RELATED SEQUENCE 5-like. Gene Ontology annotation, biological process: regulation of DNA-templated transcription. NCBI's taxonomy places the organism in Eukaryota, Viridiplantae, Streptophyta, Magnoliopsida, Solanales, Convolvulaceae. The record is from RefSeq and is a predicted model, not a curated record. Gene Ontology annotation, molecular function: nucleic acid binding; zinc ion binding. The coding region runs from base 1 to 1284 and encodes 427 amino acids. The transcript has a single exon.